AAAAUGCUUGCAUUGUGAUACAUCCGUCUAAUAGUGGAGGCUUCCGAGUCCAUAGAAUCACCCUUACACCCUCGUUCUUCAAAGCGGAAAAAUAUCGAUCGUACGAACACCUGUUCGCGGUACAAUGGGGGAGCGCACCUGCCCAUACUACCACCACAAUCCACCGCGCCGCCGGCCGCGCGAACGUGCGCUGACCGCCUCCACGUCACGUAUCGAUCCGCUGACCACCACGCACUGGCAGGUUAUACCACCAUUACCGCUGCCCAGCAAAUCUGUUCUAAAUUCAAAAGUUCUAACGGUUUGUUCUGAUUUCAAAAACGUUGCGAUGCGUCAGAAGUGAUUUUUCCACCGGUAUUUACGAAGUGCAACCAGUUCACGCGGUUUAAUUUCCAAAAAUAGUUUUUAAUUUCAACGCAAGCACUUUAGAAUCCAAUUUUAUUAAGACACAUUAAUGAAUUUGGUGCCGCAGCAGUUGUUUUUGUAUUUCCUAAUAUUACGCGCCGUCAUAAAAGCUAACAUUGAAAAGAAUUACUUAUUAAUGUCGUCAAUGAUUCAUCGACAAUGACUCAUCGGUUUUUGCUGUUCCAGUGAUGUGAAGCGACCAUGCACAUAACCUCGGGUCUGUCGCCGGCGUCGGGCGAGAUGCUGGACACUUCUGUCCUGCAACUGUACGGGGAGGCCGGGGACCAAUGCGGCUACUUCUCCGUCGACCACUCCGUCCCCGAGUCCUCGCACACCGUGGAGAUAGAAUACGUUUACGAACAACCAGAAACCUACGCGCAAAAUGUGGAUUUAGAACCAGUAAAAGAAGAAGUACAAACAAAGAAUGCGAGGAAACCGGAGAAAAUAGUAGUUGAUGAUGAACAGGAAACAGAUUUGACUAAUCUGACAUGGCUGCAGAAUAUUACGAAUAUCAUGGCGAUUCCACAGUUCCCAAUACCGCCUGUGUCUCCGAGUCCUCCAAUUAAGACACCUCAGACCACGAGACUACAGAAGUUUAACCAGACUAUAGCAAAGUGUCAAAGAGAUUUUAUGGAAAACAGGGAGGAAUAUCAGAGCAAUAGCGAGAAGAAACCGCCGUAUUCGUACAGUACGCUCAUUUGCAUGGCCAUGCGGUACAAUGAUGAUAAGAUGACGCUGUCUGCCAUAUACUCGUGGAUAAAGGAGAAUUUUAAAUAUUAUAGGAAUGCUGAUCCCACUUGGCAGAACUCAAUAAGGCACAACCUGUCACUAAACAAAGUAUUCGUCAAAGUCGCCCGUUCGAAACAGGAGCCCGGGAAAGGCGGCUUUUGGAAACUAGACCUGGGACACCUCAAGGGGACCCAGCGUAUCUCCAACAGGUCACAUAAGAAGAAGAAGGCGGACAGUAUCAAUACAGAAACAAAUGAAGACCGGACAGCUGUCGCGAACAUACCACAAGUAGUUCAAGGGAUAGCGACCGAUAUGGGAAAUGCUGUGAGCUUACAUUUGCCUGAGUUUAUUAGUCUACCGUUGCCUGAAAUAACGUUGGACAGUCAUGUCGGAGCGAAUGUGAUCGUGGAACCAGUGGCGCCUCCACCGUUGAUACAGGAAGACGAUUUGAGCUCUCUGCUCCUCAAUCCGAUGGAUUGGAACGAUUUGCAAUUGGACAUGCUGGACAACUAUCUCGACUCUUGCUUCAAGUAAAGGUAAGGUAAUACUGAUGGGAAAACAAGGGUCUUUCGAGAUUUCACUUAGUCUGCGCUCCAUGGUGGUAAUUACGCAAAACGGAGCUAAGAAAUUACAAAGAAAACCAGCUCUCUUUUGGAUGACAGAUGGAACAACAGUAUUAUUUAAAUUAUGGUUAUAGAAUCAACGAAACCAUUUCUUAAACAACGUUUUCGCGAUUAACUACUAUGAUAUAUAGGUAGUAAUAAUAGGAAAAAAACAAUUAAUGUGAUUUCUGUGGGAUUUGAUGUUUGUGCCUUCGAGUUGCUUAUGUAGAUCUUCAGUGUUAACUUGUCAAGUCGCGGAGGCUUUACCAGAUGGGAGGUGAACCAUCUUUUUAAGUUUCACUGAAAUAGUUAGCCACCCAUCGAAAUAGGUGACCCACAGUUUUAUAGUAUGGCUGCCAUCAGUUUUGACAUUGACAUAUUAGCUCGCGUCUACGUAAAUUACUUUCUAUACAUCUCGCUUGCUAUGCGAGUACGAGCGAGAUGCAUAGAAAGUAAGUUACUUAGACGUUAGGGAAUACGUCAAAGUUAAAACUGGUGGUAGUGGUAAAGGGUGUUGGUUUUUAUGCUUUAACGAGGCAGUAAAUGUGAAUACAUAUGUCCCAAUUUAUACUAGUACUUUACAUGGUAUCGAAGUAGAUUAAGGUCUUCUAGUCAGAGACAAAGAAAUAAAGCGAAAUAGUAGUAGAUGUAUAAUCAUAGGGUAGAGAGAGACGUUUGUAUUUAGGCGAUAUAAUGAGAUAUCAUACUCUCUUCUGUUUUUUAUUGUCCUUAAAAUGUGUGUUAAUGUAAUAAUUAAAUUUUCUGUUAAUGUAAAAAAGGUUGUUUACGCUUGUAAAAAUGCAAUAAAGCACAAAAAAUAGUUUUACGCAAACUUUUAGAAAUAGGUGUAACUUUUAAGCUCAAAUGAUGCAUAAUGCCGUCCAAUAAUAAUAAAGUAUAACAGUUAUUUAAUUGUGACUAUUGCAAUACAAAGUAUUAGUAUGCUCAAAGGUCUGUAACGAAACGCUCAGUAUUUUCAAACAUGGGUAUAAUAUUUUCAUUAAUUAUGUUACGAAACUAGGUUAUGAAUAUACUUAUUAGAACAACGUUUUAAACUUUUUGCUAUACAUGCCUCAAUAAUUUUGUAAACAAAAUGAAUAGGCACAGUUCUCUGAAGAACUAAUAUGUACAGUCAGCCAAGAAAGUGGUCUACCACUUUUCGACUCUCUCAUCUGAUUGAUAGAGUCGUAAAGUGGUAGAUCACUUUCUAGGCUGACCGUACCAUGUCUGAGAUUUGAACAAUCGGCAUUAAAUUAACCAUUAUCAGACACAGAUGCGAGUUAUUUCAGGUGUUUAGGGUAUAGAUAGUCAACUGUUGAACACAUCCGUGUAAAAUUUUCGUAGGAACUUCCGUGUUAAACAGAUUAUAAAAAAUAUGAUACCAACAUUAUAUAUCGGUAGGUACCAGUGUGCAAAGUGCAUGGUGAUUUUAUCAAUAAAUCCAUUUAUAAUUUCUCAAUGCAAUUUCGCAGCUCCACUGUACCCAUACCUAGGUACCAACCAGAACCACUUAACAGCACAGCAAAACAGUAACUGGGUGCUUUUCUAGUACCUAAAAAUUGGUUAGUUUUGGGAUUCAUUUUUUUUAGUAUACAAUUUUUCUUUGUAUUUUACUUAAUAACCAUCUCAGUUUAGUAGUGGACAAGUAAUAUUAUAUCGGUAUCAUAUUGUCAAAUUGAUUACGCGGCAUUUUAAUUAAGGCCAAAAUUACUAGCACCAGCAUCCUCAAUUUUGGUACCUAAUGCCUCGUUUAUCUCACAUUGCUCACUCGCUACGUCGUAGAGCCUACGGCGUAGAAGGAGUGGGAUGCUACGGGUUUUAUUGAGUAAACUCAUUAAAUCUGUUUACUACAGCCUCCGACUUCCUACGUCAUCUAUUCGUUAUUAUGAUCCCCUUUCGGUACGCUUUAAGCCCUUAGGAAGAAGGGUUGCCAAGUGUCAUACGUAUUUAGUAUCUUUAACCUGACAAACGGAAAAAUCAAGAAUAAAACAACUGUAGCCACCAAUCGCUUAUUUUGGUAUUACCUAUAUUAUAACAGUUUCUGUUAAAAAUAAAGGUAGAAUGUGAAUUGCUAUUUUCUGAAAAUAUAACAAUUACUUACCUACCUUAUUGUACUCUGAAAAUUUAGUAGUGUUAAAGACAAAAUAAAUCUGGUUAUGUUUACGUAUUUUAUAAAUUACAGGCGGGGUCUUAUUUUAAGAAAUGUUUGUUCGCAAAAUAGCCCAUUUGUCAAUCGUUUUAUAAGAAGCUAUGAGCAUUCGUAGGUUUUGAUUUUUGAGUUAAAAAUUAUGGCAAUAUUUGCGACAAUUUACCGCUCAGUAUUAUGAUGUACAAUUUAAACUAGAUAUUAGAUAUAAGAUGUAAUAAUUAGUAUUAAAAAGGUAAAAGGUAAUGUCUCUACACUUACUCUUAAUUGGCCGUGAGUUCUCGAAAAUGGAAAUUACAUAGUCCUCCUCAUCGUUUUCGACGACGGCGGAUGUUGCCUCCCUGUCACACUUACAUCACGAAUUUACAAGUGCGACAGAAAGGCAAUACGUCGAACGCGGCUCGCCCGGUCCGGUCACAUGUGGCUUAUUGCGACAUCGUUACCAAUUCAGCUACGAUUAUCAUAUCAUUAGCAUGAAUAACACAUCGGCCAUAUUUAAGAGAUAAGUGGAGGGAACGGGGUAAUUACGCCUAUCAGGAAUCCGUCCAGUAUUAUAAGACGCAAUAUGCGUAUAUAGCUUGCUCAGCACUAUGUAUACAGUCUCACAUAUUAAAUUUAUUUACAAAUGUAUUUUAAAAUAAGUAUAAGCAGCAAUAUUUUAAUUAGAUUUUGUCUUCAAUUUGCAAUAUGAUUUUAGGAUCUUAAGAUAAUAAAAUGAUAAUAUUUCAAAGAAAAUUAUGAUUGUAUGUUUAUUUUAUUUAGUAAGAGUUGUUGUGCUCAAAUAAAAUUUCAAUUGAUGUAUAUUGCUAUUGUCGUGAAUUCAUGAAAGAAACACAGACAAAAGAAAAAAAGGUUCCAAAGGGAUCUAAGAAAAUUUAGGGCGAGCAUCCACCAGAGAUGAGACGAGUGAAUCGAGUAAUAAGAGCGCUAAGAGCACGUUUGGUUUUAGUACUUUUGGUGGAUGAUGUCCCUAAUAAAAUAUGACACGUUAUAUUUCUUACAUUUUUGGUUAAGAUUUAUUGUAGGUACACAAGACAUCAAAUGUGAAAAACCAUUGACGUAUAAGUAAUAUCGAAUUAGGACGGGCCUUACGGGCACUAAAAAUGGUACUAAAUCAGCGGUGACACUCACGAAUUCGAACCAAUCGUGCAGUCUAACGCAUUUAGUUGCGUUGCGACCAAUCGCGCGCGUGAAGCGAACUCAUCAACCAAUUGCGUUGUAGCGGUGUCACACCGCUGUACCUACUUGCCCCAUGCCCCAUUCUUAUUGCCUGUAAGGUCAGUCCUUACAUAUUAUACGUCAAUGUGAAAACCCUACUGCAGCACACGUUACAGAUCUGAUGUCCGUGGAAAUUAUGAACUAUUUAGCGCCGACAUAUUAUGCGCCGCAGUGGUGUAAGGUCACGUAUGUACCUACGGACCUACGGUAAUGCGGGGGGGGGGGGGGAAGAGUAUUCUUUGUAUAUACGUGCGUGCCAAGAGUGCUGUAGUUGGUUUCCGCUUUAGGUAGCUGUCCGACCGGCGGCGUGUAAUCGACUAAUUCAGAUAUUUUGUGGCACGUGUAGGUAGACGUCCAGGAUCCACGUGAAUUGGUCGCUUUUGUGACAGAAAACAGUCAACAAAAGUCGCUCGUGCUAAUAGCUGAUCGGCGCAAGUUGGACAGCUGCCUUUGUAGUCUGGUUAAAAAAAAUGGCGGCAAAAUAUAACAUAGGAAAUACAGCCACACACUACACAAGCCAGAUUCUUUGUACACUUAAUUUAUGUACCUGCGAGAUAGUCUAGGUACCAAUACCAAUGUGCAGUUAAUUUUGUAGCUGUAAUUAGAUGCCAGUUUUUAUUACAUCUAUUUUAAACAUUGUAAAUCAAUAAUAAAAUAUACCUACAUAUUUAACUUAGGUACCUACACCUUUCCGUCCAUAUGUGUGUUCUUGCACUUAUAAUGUAGAUUUUUGUGCCUAUACCUAGUUAUUAUGUAUUACAUACUUGAAUGUAAGUUUUGCAUGUUAAUAGUUUAGUAAGAGAUGAGUAAGGAAUGACAGGAUAUUGUGAAUUAGGUACUAAAGAUUUGGUCUAUUCAGUAUUAUGAUUGCUACCUAUUAUUUAAGAUAAAAAAAAAGUAUUUACAAGAUCGAAAACUUAGCUUGCUUGUGACUGCUCUUUAUAAACAAUGAUUUCAAAAGUAGACAUUUGCCUGUUCAUAUAAUUCCGAGCGCGCAUGUGCACUGAAUAUGUGCACAAAUGAGAUUCGCGCACCAACUAACUGGCUCACUUUGUAGUGCCCGUAAGGCCCGUCUUUACGAUGUAAUAUUUAAGUCAAUGUUUAUAAAUUAUAAAUCUCAUGAUAAAUCUUUUAAAAAAGAAGGUAAAAACUUUUUAUUUGAGAAAUUCAUACUCCACAUUUAUACUUUAAAAAUAAGCUCUAAAACUUGUGGAUUAAUGGGCUUAAACCAACUUUAUUUUAAAUACCUACAUAUGUAACAAAAUAGGUUUGUAGGUGCAGUUAUAUGCAAAAAUAUGUACUUUACAGAUAGUAACAAAAAUAUCUUGACACAAGACUCUAUUGCCAUUGAAAUAGAUCAUAUUUUUGAGUAGAUUGUUUUGCUGUUGGCUAAUCUUGCAUAACUGGAUUAACUGGAUAAAAAGCAGAAUUUUAUACGUAGAGAUAAUUUGUAUCUAGUCAUUGGGAUAUGAAUAAUUUGUUUUACUAAGUAUGUGUUUUAGUAUAGUAAUAAUUCUUAGAUGUCUUAGUGAAUUGUCAAACAAUAAAAAUAUUUUAUAUAGCUGACAUGGCAUGUCAUCAAGACCUGGCGCCCGUUUCUCAAAAGUUUGUAACUUGUAAUACAAGUGGAAGUCCCUUUCUAACAAAAGCUGUCAAAAACUGACUUCCGCUUGUAAGUUACAAGCUUUUGAGAAACGGGCCUCUGGGGUCUGGGGGUUUCUCACAAUUGGUCUCAAGUUUUUAACUGAUGUUUCAGAUAAAUUGGCGAUCACUGGUCUUAGAUAUUGUAAUACUUUUGUAGUUGGAUGUCUUACCUGAGAUUUGAAAUGGUUGUUUUGAAAUUUUGGCUCAAAAGGUCAUGUAAUAUCAAAUAUUUCAUGUUAGAAGUGUCCUUAAUACUUCAAAAUAAAGUUUCAAAACGUA
This is a messenger RNA of Cydia fagiglandana, 7020 nucleotides long. Its product is annotated as forkhead box protein J1-A-like. The transcript is spliced from 2 exons. The record is from RefSeq and is a predicted model, not a curated record. The coding region runs from base 604 to 1665 and encodes 353 amino acids. Lineage: Eukaryota; Metazoa; Arthropoda; Insecta; Lepidoptera; Tortricidae. Gene Ontology annotation, biological process: regulation of transcription by RNA polymerase II. Gene Ontology annotation, molecular function: RNA polymerase II cis-regulatory region sequence-specific DNA binding; DNA-binding transcription factor activity, RNA polymerase II-specific.